Sapajus apella (tufted capuchin) is the source of this 1267-nucleotide messenger RNA. It is a transcript of the gene TMEM138, whose product is annotated as transmembrane protein 138. The transcript has 6 exons. The record is from RefSeq and is a predicted model, not a curated record. Gene Ontology annotation, cellular component: cilium. Bases 554 to 1162 code for a protein of 202 amino acids. Lineage: Eukaryota; Metazoa; Chordata; Mammalia; Primates; Cebidae.
GUGGUUGACGAAGAGUGGGUUAAGUGACCAGAAGUCAGAAUUUUUGGUGCUGUUGUUUUGGGCUUGGGUUUUAUGCUUUGUGGUUGUUGUUUGCCAAGGAAGCCCCGUUUUUAAGUGGAUUGGGAGGCGUGAGGAAUACUUCUCUGGGUACAAAGGGAAGGCGGCAGGUAGCGGUAGACGAAUUAAAGAGCUUCAUGAGCUUGCGAAUCCCCACUGCCCUAAACGGGAGAGGAUCGUUGUACGUAGAGAGAGCCUUGGGUGUCUCUGCAUAACGGAUCCUCAAAACAGCCCUAGUGAGUAGUGGUUAAGAGCACGGGUCUGGCGUCACACUUAGUUAUGAAGCCCGGUUCUGCUGACCUCAGACCUGGAGGAAUGCCUUGAAUUUUGACUCCUGUGUCCGUUCCUGUAGAAUGGUCCUUGCCUUAAAGCAAGGGAAACAGCUCUGAUUCAAAGGAACUAGAAGCCUCUCCCUCAGCAGUGGGGAGAUAACCAGGAGCUGUUUUCUGGGGAACUGUGGGAUGUGCCCUUGGGGGCCCAAGAAAACAGAAGGAAGAUGCUCCAGACCAGUAACUACAGCCUUGUGCUCUCUCUGCAAUUCCUGCUGCUGUCCUAUGACCUCUUUGUCAAUUCCUUCUCAGAACUGCUCCGAAAGGCUCCUGUCGUCCAGCUCGUACUCUUCAUCAUCCAGGAUAUUGCAAUCCUCUUCAACAUCAUCAUCAUUUUCCUGAUGUUCUUCAACACCUUCGUCUUCCAGGCUGGCCUGGUCAACCUCCUGUUCCAUAAGUUCAAAGGGACCAUCAUCCUGACAGCUGUGUACUUUGCCCUCAGCAUCUCCCUUCAUGUCUGGGUCAUGAACUUACGCUGGAAAAACUCCAACAGCUUCAUAUGGACAGAUGGACUUCAAACGCUGUUUGUAUUCCAGAGAGUAGCAGCAGUGUUGUACUGCUACUUCUAUAAACGGACAGCCGUGAGACUAGGCGACCCUCGCUUCUACCAGGACUCUUUGUGGCUGCGCAAGGAGUUCAUGCAAGUUCGAAGGAUUUGCCUCCUGCAGACGAGCCUGGAUCUGCUCACACAACCGUGGCAGAGAAUGAGAAGAACAAGCCCCAGUAUGCAACUACAUUUCAAGCCUGUGCUUGUAUUGUGUCUCUUAGACUUCUGAGCCCAGAAGCAAAGUGGGAACCACAAGUUCCUUUUUUUGUUGUUUUUUUUUUUUGAGAUGGAGUCUUGCCAUGUCGCCCAGACUGGAGUACAGUGGCAUGAUCUC